This is a messenger RNA of Ictalurus punctatus (channel catfish), 6024 nucleotides long. It is a transcript of the gene cux1b, whose product is annotated as cut-like homeobox 1b. Gene Ontology annotation, biological process: regulation of DNA-templated transcription; intra-Golgi vesicle-mediated transport. The record is from RefSeq and is a predicted model, not a curated record. NCBI's taxonomy places the organism in Eukaryota, Metazoa, Chordata, Actinopteri, Siluriformes, Ictaluridae. The transcript is spliced from 24 exons. Gene Ontology annotation, molecular function: DNA binding; DNA-binding transcription factor activity, RNA polymerase II-specific. The coding region runs from base 118 to 4308 and encodes 1396 amino acids. Gene Ontology annotation, cellular component: Golgi membrane.
CGAUUACUCCGCUCCGGGUUUUACGCGCUUCCCGCUCUUUUUUUCCCCCCUUCUCGCGAACUCCGGCCCCUCGCGCUCUCUCUAUCAGCCUCUCACUCCGUCUCAAUAUGUCUCAAGAUGGCGGCCAAUGCGGGAUCGAUGUUUCAAUAUUGGAAGCGCUUUGAUUUACAGCAACUGCAGAGAGAACUAGACACCACUGCUACGCUACUGGCCAACAGACAAGAUGAGAGCGAACAGUCCAGGAAAAAGCUCAUCGACCAGAGCCGCGAAUUUAAGAAAAACACACCAGAGGAUCUGCGCAAGCAGGUAGCUCCAUUGCUGAAGAGUUUUCAGGCCGAGAUCGAUGCGUUGAGUAAAAGAAGUAAAGAAGCAGAGGCUGCCUUCUUGAACGUCUAUAAGAAACUGAUCGAUGUCCCAGAUCCCGUCCCGGUGUUGGAGCUCGGCCAGCAGCUGCAGCUGAAGGUACAGCGGAUGCACGACAUCGAGACUGAGAACCAGAAGCUGCGCGAGACGCUGGAGGACUACAACAAAGAGUUCGCCGAGGUCAAGAACCAGGAGGUGACUAUCAAAGCACUUAAAGAGAAGAUCCGGGAAUACGAACAGACCCUGAAGAACCAGGCGGAGAACCUGGCGCAGGAGAAAGAGCAGCAGCUCCACAACGACUAUGCAGAGAAAGAGAGGCGAUUGCAAGAGUCGCAGGAAUCAAUGGCCUCCAGGUUGGAAGAGGCAGAACACAAAGCCCAGAAUCUACAGACAGCACUUCAAACCACUCAGGCAGAGCUGUUCGACCUGAAGACCAAGUACGACGAGGAGUCCACGGCAAAGGCCGACGAGAUCGAGAUGGUCAUGACCGAUCUGGAGCGAGCCAAUCAGAGAGCAGAGACAGCCGAGAGAGAGGCCGAGUCACUGAGGGAGCAGCUCACGUCAGCUAACAAGUCCCUACAGCUGGCCACGCAGAUCCAGAAAGCUCCGGAUAUGGAGCAGGCGGUGGAGGUGGUGUCACGCUCCAGUCUGGAGGCCGAGCUGAGUGCUAAGGAGCGGGAGAUGGUGCAGCUGGUGGAGGACGUGCAGAGACUGCAGGCCAGUCUGGCCAAACUGCGCGAGAACUCCUCCACCCAAAUCAGCCAGCUAGAGCAGCAGCUCAGUGCCAAGAGCGUCACUCUCAAGCAACUGGAGGAGAAGUUACAGGAGCAGGCCGACUACGAGGAGGUGAAGAAAGAGCUGAGUAUCCUGAAGUCCAUGGAGUUUGGGCCGUCUGACAACGCCACAGCGCAGGACUCGUCUAAACCGCUGGAGGUGUUACUGCUGGAGAAGAACCGCAGUCUUCAGUCCGAGAGCGCGUCGCUCCGCAACGCCAACACCGAGCUGAGCGGGUCAGCCAGCCAGAAAGUGAAAGAAGAGACCGCGCCACACGUCCCCACCUCUGUCAACUCAGCCCCACCCCCUCCCGCCCCUUCUCCACUCCUGGGUCGCCCAGGUAUAGGCCCGAACUCUGCCGGCCCGCCCCCGGAGUCACCUACUGCUAGCAGCGCUAAUGGCGGACAUGCUUUCUCACCAGCGCUGGACCUCUACGGUACCGCUUUCCCCCUGGCGGGUAAGGUGGCACUGGGCUCACUGCUGCAGCGCCAGCUCAUGCACACCUUCUACUCCAAAGCGCUGCAGGACUUCAGCCACACCCACUACACGCCCCUGGCACUGGCACCCGCUCCCCCGCGUCAGCCCUGUGCCAGCCCGGAUACCAACGGCACGGCGCCGUCGCCCAGCCGCUCAGAGGGCGCGGGCAGCGCUUCCGAGGGUGAGGAUAUGGACACGGCAGAGAUCGCACGCCAGGUCAAAGAGCAGCUGAUCAAGCACAACAUCGGGCAGCGAGUCUUCGGGCACUAUGUGCUGGGCCUGUCGCAGGGGUCCGUCAGCGAAAUCCUGGCACGCCCAAAACCCUGGAGCAAGCUCACCAUCCGCGGCAAGGAGCCCUUCCAUAAGAUGAAGCAGUUCCUCUCGGACGAGCAGAACAUCUUGGCGCUGCGCAGCAUCCAGGGCAGGCAAAGAGAGAGCCCAGGCCAGGCCCUUAGCCGCAUGUUUCAGGAAGGCCCGAAGCGGAGAGCCGGCUCGGAAGGCGCCCCGCGGACAGGCAACAUCACCACCCGUAUCCGCACGCCCGAAAGCGGCUCUGACGAAGCCAUCAAGUCCAUCCUGGAGCAAGCCAAGCGUGAGCUGCAGGUCCAGAAAGCAGCUGACACGACCCUGCCUCCAUCCUCAUCCAGUGGAGGAGGAGGAGGAGGAGGAGGAGGUUCGGACGAGGCCAUCCGCUCCAUCCUGGAGCAGGCACGGCGCGAGAUGGAGGCCCAGCAGACGUCCUUGUCGUCCUCGUCUUCGUCGUCGUCCUCUUCCUCCAUCUCCUCCUCCCUGUCUCAGUGCGAUCUCUCGUUAUUGUCGCCCAAAGUGUUGGCACCAUCGCCACUGGGCGCCCCCCUGACCGCCUACAGUUCUCUGGCGCUGGGCUUGAAGAAGCCUCCUCUUCUGAUUUCCUGUUCAUCCUCCUCACCCUCCUCACCUUCUCCGUCCCCUUUACUCGACUUCAGCGGCAUUAAGAAGGAGCGUCCGGCAUCUCCAGGCCAGGAUGGAGCCUCCAGGGUUCAGUGGAGGGAGCAGUGGUGGAACAACUCGCAGCAAGAGCGCAGAGCAACCGGCCUGCCCGACGAGAACCACAGCAUGGAAGACUCCAAGGAGACGCCCCCCCGGCUGCUCGAUGCCCCUCAGUACUGGAGCGAGUGGCACCACGCCGGCUCCGCCUACCCAGAGCUCAGCGGCACCCGCGUGCCAAGGCCGGCCAGAGCGCCCGUGCCCCCGCUGGCGCCCGAGCAGUGCCAGCUGUUCUCAUGCCGCGAGCUGGACACGGUGGAGCUCACCCAGCUGGUCAAAGAGAAGCUAGCCAAGAGUGGCGUAUGCCAGCGCUUGUUCGGAGAGAAGGUACUAGGACUCUCUCAGGGGAGCGUAAGUGACAUGCUGUCUCGUCCCAAACCGUGGAGCAAGCUGACCCAGAAAGGUCGCGAGCCCUUCAUCCGGAUGCAGCUGUGGCUCAACGGCGAGUUGGGACAGAACUCGGUGACUCAACCGGGACAGACGCAAGAGGGCACGCCGAAAACAUCAGGCAGCUGCAGUCCGGCCCCGGAGUCGCCGCUCAGCUCGGCCGAGGAGUCCGUGAAGAGCGGCGGCGAUCCACUCGGCAGCGCGCAGGCACCCGUUCCCGAGCCGUCCCCAUCCGGAGAGCCAGUGGAGGGCUCGCAGCCCGGUACCCCGCUACCGCUGACCAACCUCACACCCUCCGGGCUCAGCAUACAGGAAAUGGUGGCCAUGUCGCCGGAACUCGACACCUACGCCAUCACCAAGAAGGUCAAGGAGGUGCUCACUGACAAUAACCUCGGUCAGCGUUUGUUCGGCGAGACCAUCCUGGGUCUGACUCAGGGCUCAGUGUCUGACCUGCUGGCCCGGCCCAAACCCUGGCACAAGCUGAGCCUGAAGGGCCGUGAGCCGUUCGUGCGCAUGCAGCUGUGGCUCAGCGACCCGCGCAACGUCGACAAGCUCAUGGACAUGAAGCGCAUGGAGAAGAAAGCGUACAUGAAGCGACGCCACAGCUCGGUUAGCGAUGCCCAGCAGGUGGACAGUGCCCUGACGGGGUCAGAGUACGGCCCAGGCACCAGCCCUCAGCACCACCCUCAGCAGCAUCUGAAGAAGCCGCGGGUGGUCCUAGCUCCCGAGGAGAAGGAGGCGCUGAAGAGGGCCUACCAGCAGAAGCCCUACCCCUCUCCCAAGACCAUUGAGGAACUGGCAACCCAGCUCAACCUCAAAACCAGCACCGUCAUCAACUGGUUCCAUAACUACAGGUCUCGUAUCCGUCGGGAGCUCUUUAUCGAGGAGAUCCAGGCGGCAGGCUCAGGCUCGGCUUCAGCAGGCGAAGGCGGCUCCCCCUCUGUCCAUGCAGGAAAAGGAGGCGACGGUUGCGACGGCACGGAUUCGGAUGGCGCGGCCGAGGGGCGACACGAUGCCCCCGGAGACGAAAAGACCGACGACAUGCCCAAGGAGCCCACUCCGUCUAACUCGCCGACCCCGAGAGACCCCACUACCUCAGCCGCCGAAGGACCUGGCACCAGCGGGCACCAGGGCGCCACCUCUGCCCUCGGCCUGUUCAGCUUCUCGCGCAACCCCAAGGACAACAGCCUGCGCAAAAAGAAAGCCGCCAACCUCAAUAACAUCAUCCACCGACUGGAGAAAGCCGCCAGCAAAGAGGAGCCGUCCGAAUGGGAGUUCUGAAUCCUCUUCUAGUGUCCUCACACUCUAUCACGUACAAACACACACACACACCCUCCCUCCACACUAUCCCCAAUCUGACCUAGGAGGACACGUUUACCUCCUCAGGGCAUAGCCAAAGUCAAGUGCGGCCAUGAGACUUUAAUUAUUUGUUUUUUUUGAAGAGGAAGAGAAAAGAAGUGAACAAGUGCAGCAUUGGGUAUAAGAAGAGGAAACGGAUCGUUCCGGAUCCUUGUCCCGAGACGAAGCACUUAGCCGUCCCGUCGGCCACGGCGCCCUAACAAACCACCCCGGACUCAGCAUUAAGCUGCCUCGCUCAUCUAGGGCUCUUUCCUUCAAAGGCACACUUCAAGGGGAGGAUCAGCACACUCGCCUCAAAGUGCGCACGGACUCCGAGCUCUGAUUCUCCACACUGUUGAUUUGAGUUACUGUUACACUUAUUUUCUUUUAGUCUGGUUUUUGUUUGUUUCGUUUUGUUUCGUAACCGACGUGUGCGCGUAAUAUUUUCAACCUACUCCAUUAUGUCUGUUCUGAAAAACAAGAGAACAAAAGACAAAGUUACUGAAGGAAGGGAAGCGGAAGUUCAUCCUCACAUCUCCCAUCUCUCCCUCCACACCCGCCAUGUAAUGGCUGAGGACCUCCUGCAUUUCUUCACCUUCUUUUGUUACCAGGAAGUCCUCUGAUGAAGAACAAGGUUUUAUAUAUAUAUAUAUAUAUAUAUAUAUAUAUAUAUAUAUAUAUAUAUAUAUAUAUAUAUAAAUAUAAAUAUAAAAUAGCAAUUCGGUUGCCACUAAGAGAUUGCACAGUCUAUUGACUCUAAAGGACACACACAUAAAAAAAAAAAAACAAGAUACAAAAUACACACUUUUUGGAUUGACCUGAGAAAAAAAAACAACAUGUUUUAAAACUUUGGAAAGAAAAAAAAAAGAAUCACUAAUUCACAAUUUUUGUACAUCAAAAAAAAAAAAAGAUGCAAGUUUUAGAGAAGAAGAAGAAGAAAAAAAAAGGAGAAAAACGAGAAUAUAUCGUGGUAGCUGACGUAGUGAUAUUUCGUCAUGUAGAGCUCUUAUAGUGCACAUCGACUUCACAGCUUUAACAGCGCGGUUCACGCCACAUCGUCUCGCCACAUUUAGACCACGUUCAGGAAAGAUAAAAUAGGAAAUAAAAAUUUUUUUUUUAAAAAGAUGAAGCGGGGAUUUCUAACCAAUCGUGUCUAGACGCUUAAUAAGGGCGAACGAAUAGAAACGAGAGAACACGUCGGCACGUGUUGCGGGGAACGGGUCGAGGACGAGAGGAUGGUGGGGUUGUAGUACUGUACUCAUUACAUACAAGUGGUACUGUUAAGUCUUCGGGGGCGGGGUUUCGUUUUUCCUCUGACAUCGCCAAGAGAUGCACAGUUCACUUUAUGAAUAAAUCGAUAAGAACGACGACAGAAGAACACGCGCUCCACGAUUUGGCCGUGAUCCGGGCGUGGGAGGAGUGUGUGUGUGUGUGUACUGUGUGUAUGAGAAUUUUAAGGGGAUGCCGUGCAAAUUUCAUUCCCUCCACCGCUUUCCUCCCUAUAAAGUCUAUAAAGGGUACCUGCGAAGAGUUACCAAAAGUACUGUUACAUACUGAAUCGAGCACACGCAAGCACCAAGUACACGAUACCAAAGUAUUGCUUCAUGUUUCUUAACGAGAUGCGUUUCUUCCUUUAAAGAAAAGAAAAGAAAAGAAAAG